Messenger RNA from Priapulus caudatus, 926 nucleotides. RefSeq names its product cellular retinoic acid-binding protein 2-like. Gene Ontology annotation, molecular function: fatty acid binding. The record is from RefSeq and is a predicted model, not a curated record. Gene Ontology annotation, biological process: fatty acid transport. Gene Ontology annotation, cellular component: cytosol; nucleus. NCBI's taxonomy places the organism in Eukaryota, Metazoa, Priapulida, Priapulimorpha, Priapulimorphida, Priapulidae.
GUAUGGGAUCGAUGAAGACGAAGAUGAUGAUGACUGCUAGUCCGAGCCUUGACAUAGAUCAGCUGAGCGACACUGAAUACAAAAUAAAGAUGUACACUACCAUGAAGACGGCCAUCGAUGAUCACUUCACGAUCGGAGUAACAUUUGAGGGCAAGCGUGACGGCAAGACGGUGAAGAUAACGUGCACGCGCGACGAGAACAAGCUGAUCGCUGAGGAGGUGGGCGAGGACGGCGAGAAGGAUCUCAUCAUCAGGGAGGUCAUGCCGGACGGAUCACUCGUUGUGAGAGUGGAAUACAAAGGCGCGAAAGCAACCAGGUAUUUCAAGAAGAAGUAGAACGGACUCGGCACAACGGCAAGCAUUCACACAAGCCCACGACGCUCAUCCCCAUUUCGAUUCCACCGUCUUUGCUGCCUGUAGCGGAUAUGACUGCGGAAGUUGUUGCGAGGUCACCGCGGCGGUCACGCGCGCGUCGCCUCGAGUGUUAUGUCAUCAGCGUCCUAUACUGUUUGCACCUUUUCAGCGAUUCUCUGAGAAACGAGGCCACGCAAACAUUAUAGACGAAGAGGCGGCCGGCGCUUCAUAGAAUCACGCGUCCCCUGCCGGAUUCUGGAUUAGCGACUCUGCGGUGUAGAGUGGGAACGAUGGGUGUAGGCAAAUAUACGCGAGUCUGAUGUCUACACGCGCAGCAGCGCGAGGCAGCUUCUUAUAAGGUAGCUCAUAGACACGCGCACCUACGCUCAAAUUAAUAGGUAGCGAUACCGGAGCGACGAUCACACGCAGGAGGAUCCGUUCUAGAAGCGACCGUGCGUGACGUCACAACCGUGGCGCUGCAACAAGUUUCGACAGUCAUACCCACAGGCACUUGGACCGUUUCAAUAAUAAAAUGAUGGUUAAUAAUAAUAAAUACAACUUGUCAGUAGCCUA